Molecule: messenger RNA, 3814 nt
Organism: Eurytemora carolleeae
Lineage: Eukaryota; Metazoa; Arthropoda; Copepoda; Calanoida; Temoridae
Exons: 13
Coding region: 547-2220 (557 amino acids)
Source: RefSeq, a predicted model, not a curated record
AGGCGUAUGAGUACAAAAGCCUAUUGUAGGUUGGUACAAUAGAAUUUAAUAGAUAAAAUUGUACAUUUUACAUAUAAUCUGUAAAUGUGUAAAAGAAGUAAACUAUGUAUUAUUAGCUCUAGGCAAUAAAGAAGUGUGUAUAAACUAAAAGCUCCCUGGACACCCAUUAUAAUUUCUCAAAAUAAACUUUUAUAAAAUAUCUUCUGGAAUUCUAAAACGUGGUUAGACAAGAACUACUGCAGUCUAUUUAUUCAUGAUUAAUGUUAGAACGAUCGGGAGGGGUUGGGGGGACAUUUUUUCAGGCUAUACACGGAAUAAGAUUGAGACUUAAGUCGAAAAAAGGCUUGUUAUAAUUUUAAAACCUACCUUUGUUGAAGAUUUCUUUUCUAGAUAAAAAUGAUCUUUGCAAGACACCAGAGCUAAGAAAAAACAUAGAACGGAAGAUUAUGAGAAUGGUUUCCAGGAAGAUGAAAAUACUCUAGAACUAUCAGAACAACUAUAAAACAAAACAAUGAGAUUUGUCUAAUCCAGUAUGUAGUUCAGGGGAUGGGAUUCACGAGGAGGUUUGCCAGCAGGGCAGACAGUGAUAAUCACAUUGCAGGCACCGAGGUGGAGGGGGUAGAGGAGGUUCCAACCCUGUCCGCCAGGAUAGAAGAGAAACAGAAGAAAAUAGAUUCUAGAUCUUCCAGACCUUACAACAACAGCAAGGUUUAUCCUAAAUCAGGCGAUUCAGAAACAGGUAGAGAAGAGUUAGAACGACAGAAAACUCUACACACAAAAAUAUGUUUGUUUCUCUGUACAGUGCUUCCCUUUGUAACUUUAGUUGCCACCCUUCACCGCCUCUGGUUUAUGGGUAUAAUCAACUUCGUAGAAAUGGAGGAUUGCCCUGACGAAUGGUUGGUAUGGGAAGGAAACUGUUACUUCUUUAUGCCCCAACCCCAGACAUGGCAGGAAGCCGUAGAUACAUGCUCCAGACUUGAAUCUUCUCUCCUGGUUGAUAUAUCCUCUGACGAUGAAAGUAUGUUCCUGGAGAAGAUAACUCUCUCCGGUAUCUGGACUGCAGGCAAACUGAACAGACAGGGUUGGGAAUGGGAACCGAUGGGUUGGAGUAUACAGAAGGAUAAAAUUAAACAAGAUAAACAAAAGAUUAAGAAGAAGAAGAGGGAUAGAACAAUCACAGUUUUGGAUGGAGCUGGAAGAACACUGGGAGGUGGAGAAGCGAGGCUUGUUAGAAGAGUAGAUGGUGGAAUAGAUGGUGAUAUAGAUGUACCAGUAGAUGGGGGAGUGUAUGAUAAAGUAGAUGGUGGAAUAGAUGGUGGAAUAAAUGGUAAUAUAGAUGUACCAGUAGAUGGUGGAGUAUAUAAUAAAGUAGAUGGUGGAAUAGGUGGUGGAGUAGAUGGUAGAGUAGAUAUUGGAGUAGAUGUUUUAGUAGAUGGUGUAGUAGAUGAUGGAGUAGAUGGUGGAGUAGAUGGUGGAAUAGAUGGUGGAUUAGAUGGUGGAGUAGAUGUUGGAGUAGAUGGUGAAGUAGAUGUUGGAGUAGAUGGUGUAGUAGAUGGUGGAGAAGAUGUUGGAGUAGAUGGUGGAGUAGAUGGUGGAGUAGAUGGCCAAGGAAAGUAUACUGGUGAUAUACCUCGUGAUAAACCUUCACUGUAUCGUGCAGAAGAAUUAGCCUUAGAAAAUUUCUCCGACAGUUCCAUAUCUUCUCCGUACUCUACACUGAACCCGGAGAAAUCCGAACCUGAACCUAGACAAUUUAAUAAUAGUCUCUUAUAUCUCAACCUUUACUCGGAGAACAGUGGUAAACCAAAAGUUCUAGGAUCCACUUCUCAUGUUUCUGAGUCCAAAACUAGAAGUGUAUUAGAACUAAUUGAUGAUUCUUAUAAUUUUCCUAAAACAACCAUAUCUCCGAGAAGAAAAGAAUUAACUAAAACUCCGGAGAUUUCUCCUGGAAAACAUUCUUCUCUUAGUACUAGUUCAUAUCCUCGUUCUCAUCCUACACCUCUCACAUCAAUACUCAGACAUUUGAGUCCAGAAGUAGAGUCUUGUUUACUGUUCCGUGGGGGAAUCUGGAUCAAAGACGACUGCUCCGCCAAAAGAGGUUUUGUGUGUAAACUGUCUCCAGGAGGACGAGUGAAGAAAGAAAAGGUUUCCUGCAGGAACAAACAAGAAGUAAAUCUGUACAAUAGUAAUCUUUAUUAUAUAUGCAAAGACGACAAAUAAUUCAUUCAAAUUUAGCGCGUUAACGAAAAAUAUUCUGCGGUCUGAACUUUUUAUUUUCUUGCUUUAGAUUAAUCAAACCUUCUGAGAUAUCCAUAAAACUAUUAACUUAAUCCGUUCAACCACAGGGUUAUCCACAACAGAUGAGCUUGUAAAGACGACUUGAAUCUCUUUAAAUAUGACGAUUCUGACUUCUGAGGCUAAGUUAAGUCUUCUUCCGAUAAUCUGUUUAAUAAUUAGACAAAGAAAUAAUAAUCAUGAAGGUAAAACAACAGACAGUUUAAAUUCUGUACAGUCGGCUCUAAACAGACAGUUUAAAUUCUGUACAGUCGUCUCUAAAGUUUCAUUCUUAGUGGGUCAACCUGUCCAAGGCAGGUAUUUACGCAGUCUGACGGGAUUAACAAUACAAAAGCUCAAAUCUCUGCAGCAUAGUUUCCUAUGAUUUUAUUGCUGUAUUCAUUGUAAAAUUAAACUGCCCACCAUAUUGUUCCAUUUCCCAUAAGUUAGGUUUCCAUAAUUUUACAUUGUAUAAGAAAAGGAAUUAGGUGUUUUGAGGUGCCGCGGCUAAAACCUGCAUCAUAUAUCUGAAAAUCGGAUACAGUGAGAACCAUAUAACUAUGGGAUAGGAAGACGACUGAGACACAGCAAUUGUGAAGUGUAAGCAGACCCUUUUCACCUCAUAAGUGAUUUAAUAAGGAUCUAGUAAAACUAUUUGCUUUGUAGCAACAUCAGAUAACUAUUGCUUUCAAUGUCGUCUUCCUAUUCCAUAGUUUUCUGGUUCUUACUGUAUAAAAGCAUUUUUUACGAAAUCAUUAAAUUAAAGAUGAUAUUGGUUAUGCAGCUGUAAAUAUGUAUAAAGAUGAUUGUUAAUGUAUUUACUUUAAUAUUACACAAAGACGACUGCACACAUGGAUAUUUUAAAAUCCAAGUUGUAGAAAAAACUGAUUCAGAACGAUUACCGGUUGCCCCAAACUAUAAUUUUCUGAACUCUAUAACCUUUUACAUUGUAUUUUUAAACCUUGGAAUGAAAAACUUGGAAUAUUGGAUCUAACAGAUUUCUUAGUUUCAAAUAUCAAAGUUCUACUAAAUCACAUGGAAAAAAGUAUAAGGUUUAGAAAAAUAGAAAAUAUGCCGAGUAAUAAGUUUCUUAACUUAAUGAAAAAGUCAUUAAUAUGUUCAAUAAUUAAUGAGUCUUCUAUAAAGCACGCAAUACAAUUUUGGCAAGUGUAGUGUUUAAAUCUGAAUAAUUUACGAUCAUCACAUUGCAUUAAUGGAUAUUAAUAAGCUUGUAAACUAUAAAUGCAAAAAACAGAAAUUUUUGGUGUGAGUAAUCAAUUUUCAUGUAUAGUAGUAGUGCUAACAUGGUUAAACUGAACUAUUUUAUGAUAGUUCUCCAUAGUAAAUCUCCUGAUUUUAAGCUGCUUAGAAUUUAUCUCCAUUUAUAUGGGAACUAAAUAGAAUAGAGCAAACUGAUUGAAAAUAUGCCCUUUCUGCUUUUUUAUCCUGAUUAGAUCAUUUCGAUAAUUUUGUAAACAAUUUAACAAUGCUGGUGUAAUAUCAAUUUUAUAAAUCGUUAAAUAAAUCUGAAUUAAUUCCA